UCCAAAAAAUAUUCUCCCUCACAUAUCAUUUGCUCUCUCUCUUUCUCUCUUUACAUCACCAUCACUGUAUCAAUGCACUCACUACUGACCCCUCAUUUUCUUUCUUUUCCUGGGAAAAUUUUGAGAUUUUAAAGCAACCCCUUUUGAGAUUUUGAGAUUUUUGAAGCAACUCUUUUGCAUUUGUGUUGAUUCUAGAGCAACCCUUUUGAGAAUUAAGCUUGAAAGUGGGCAAUGGAGGGUGUUUCAAGGUCUGGGAAUGAGAGUGAUGUGGUCGGCGAGUUGUUGGAAGUGAUUGAGAUGGUGGGAGGGUAUAAUGGGUAUAGGAAAACUCAGAGGAAGGAGUGUUUGAACAUGGUGAGAAGAUUGAAGCUUUUGGUGCCACUUUUGGAAGAGACAAGGGAGCACGAUAAGCCGUUUUCUUGUGAGGCUUUGAAUUUUUUUGCUAAUUUGAAGAAAGCGCUUCUUGCAGCGAAGAAGUUGUUGAAGCAUUGUAACUAUGGAAGCAAGAUUUAUCUGGCACUGGAGAGUGAGGCUGUGAUGUGUAGAUUCCAUGCUGUUUAUGACAAGCUGUAUCAGGCUUUGGAUGAUGUCCCUUAUGAGGAGCUGGGGAUCUCAGUUGAAGUGAAAGAACAAGUUGAGCUAAUGCGUAUGCAACUUAAAAGAGCAAAGAGGCGAACAGAUACUCAGGAUAUAGAGCUCGCAAUGGAUUUGAUGGUUGUUUUGUCUAAAACAGAUGACCGCAAUGCAGAUGAUGCCAUUCUGGAAAGAUUAGCAAAGAAAUUAGAGAUGCACACCAUUGCUGACUUGAAAGAUGAAACAUUAGCUGUCAGGAAACUGGUAAAAGAGAGGGCUGGGCAGAAUGCUGAUAGCAUUCAGCAAAUCAAAGAUCUUUUAGGAAAAUUUAAGCAAAUUGCAGGGGUCGAAGAAACUAUUGUGCCUGAUGGAUCUGUUUCAAAAAAAAGUUUACAGAGGUGUCAAACUAUGCUAGUCCCUCAUGAAUUUCUGUGUCCAAUUAUACUGGAGAUAAUGACAGAUCCAGUCAUUGUGGCCACUGGACAGACUUAUGAAAGAGAGAGCAUACAGAAGUGGUUAAAUUCCCAUCAUCGGACAUGUCCAAAGACUGGACAAACUUUGGAUCACUUGUCUCUAGCACCCAACUAUGCUCUCCGCAAUCUUAUUUUGCAAUGGUGCGAGAAAAACAAUGUUGAACUGCCAAAGAAGGAUACCAAUGCGGGCUCUGAUGUUGCCUCAGCUCAACUCAUAGAAGAAAUUUCUUCUUUAGUUCAAAAUCUCUCCUCUUGUGAGUUGAAUAUAAGAAGAGAAACUGUAAUGAAGAUCAGAUUGCUAUCAAAAGAGAAUCCAGAACACAGAGUUUUAAUUGCCAACAGUGGAGGCAUUCCUCCUUUGGUUCAGCUGUUGUCCUAUCCGGAUUCCAAGAUACAAGAGCAUACUGUCACCGCGCUUUUGAACUUGUCACUUGAUGAAGCUAACAAAAGACUUAUAGCAAGAGAAGGAGCAAUUCCUGCUAUAAUUGAAAUCCUGCAAAAUGGAACUUAUGAAGCCAGAGAAAACUCUGCAGCAGCAUUGUUCAGUUUGUCAAUGCUCAAUGAGAAUAAAGUAAUGGUAGGAAACUUGAAUGGGAUCCCUCCAUUGGUAGAUCUUUUGAAAAAUGGAACAAUCAGAGGCAAAAAAGAUGCAGCCACAGCACUUUUUAACUUGUCUUUAAACCAAGGCAACAAGUCCAGGGCUAUUAAGGCAGGUAUCAUUCCAUCAUUACUAAAACUACUUGAGGAUAAAACUCUGGGCAUGAUUGAUGAAGCUCUUUCAAUCUUGUUGCUCCUUGCAUCUCAUCCUGGUGGCCGGAAUGAAAUCGGGCGGCUAUCAUUCAUUGAAACGUUGGUUGAAAUAAUAAAGAAUGGGACUCCUAAGAACAAGGAAUGCGCCACAUCUGUUUUACUUGAGUUGGGGUUAAACAAUUCAUCUUUCAUUCUGGCUGCUCUUCAGUAUGGGGUGUAUGAGCACUUAAUAGAGAUUACAAGAUGUGGAACAAACAGAGCUCAAAGAAAAGCAAAUUCCCUUUUGCAGUACAUGAGUAAGUGCGAACAUAUUCCAUGAAAAAGCUUACAGGUAGCAUGAUGUUUUCAGAUUGGUUCCACCUUCUGAUUAUGGAAGGUUAUACAUUGGAAGUGUUCAUCUUGUGUAAUGUGAAGUCUGAUCCCAGGAACAAUGUAAAGAAAGUAUAGUUUUCUUUUAAUAUGAUAGAAAAUUGUGGAUUAUUCUUAUUUGGCCUUAAAACAAAUAAUGAUUU
Molecule: messenger RNA, 2308 nt
Organism: Pistacia vera
Lineage: Eukaryota; Viridiplantae; Streptophyta; Magnoliopsida; Sapindales; Anacardiaceae
Product: U-box domain-containing protein 15-like
Exons: 4
Coding region: 232-2115 (627 amino acids)
Biological process (GO): cell surface receptor signaling pathway; protein ubiquitination
Cellular component (GO): nucleus; cytoplasm
Molecular function (GO): protein binding; ubiquitin-protein transferase activity
Source: RefSeq, a predicted model, not a curated record